Messenger RNA from Prunus dulcis (almond), 1605 nucleotides. RefSeq lists its product as uncharacterized. The record is from RefSeq and is a predicted model, not a curated record. Bases 285 to 1235 code for a protein of 316 amino acids. The transcript is spliced from 6 exons. Lineage: Eukaryota; Viridiplantae; Streptophyta; Magnoliopsida; Rosales; Rosaceae.
AGUUGUUUGUUGAGAAACACAAGAAAAAAGAAAGCAAGCAAGCAACCAACAAAACAAAGCAAAUCCACCACAUAUAAAAGCCUCCCCUCAUUAUUCUUUCUUUCCUCUUCUUCUCUCUCUGUCUCUCUCUCUCUCUGCACACACACAACAACACAACACAAAACUCACCUAAAUAAAAAGGAGAGAUUUUCUCUGGCCACCCUCUUCUUCCCCUCUCUCUCUCUCUCUCUCUCUCUCUCUCUGCAAAAACAAGGAAAAAAGAUAAAAACGACACUGACGACACUAUGGCUGCUGCUGCUACUGACGACGACGGCUGGGUCAACCUGGCCAUGAACGACGAGGCGGCGGUCGUCGACGUUCUUCUCCUCCUCAGGCACGCCGAGCCGCCGCGGCCGUCCAAGACCAGCCGUGACCUUCCGUCUCUGCGGUGGAGCGUUAGGCAGCGCCGCUCCAAGAACGUGCCACGUCAUCACCAUGCCAGCGACCUCGUCGUCGUUGAGGGUAAGGAUAAGAAGAAGGGCGAGUCGAGCGAAGCCAGAGCCAGCCCCACCACGCCGCUCUCCUGGAGCGGCGCCACUUCGGUUAGCGGCGGCGCCCUCGACGGCUCCGAAGAGUCCAGCAGGGCCCCCAAGCCGACCGAUGCCGCGAGAUCUAAGGUUGCUGUUAGAAGUGAAGCAGCCAUCUUCAAGAGACCAAGAAAGAAGAAGACGCUUGCUGAACUAAAAGAGGAGGAGAGUUUUCUGUUGAAGGAAAGACGAAACUUGAAAAAUCAACUGGCAACACUACGCCUCACUGUUGAAAAACAGAGGGCCACAAAUGAAAGCUUGAGAAAAAUAAAGACGAUUACACAUUGUCUCAAGACUUCAAGGUCACUUUCAUUUCAACAGUGGCCUACUCCUGGUUCUCUAGUUUCCUCCACUAAGGAUGCUUCCUGCAUUCAAGUAUGCCUUGAUUUGCAGUUGCCCCUGACAACGAUGAAAGCUACAACUUCUGUUGUGCCUGGUGAAUCCAUUUCGUACCAACUUGAGCAAGUAAAUGCAGUUGGUGUCCCUACAAAAAUCAUGCCAACAAUUGUUCAUUGCAGUAAUCUUGGCGCUUCCCAAAGCUCCUGUCCACCAAAUGUUUCUUGCAAGGUAGAAGAGGCUGGGAGCCAGGAUGCUGCCUUUUCGCUACCUGAUUUAAAUCUACCAUUUGGAGACGACCCUAGCUCCGAGGUUUUAUACCGAACGAGCUGAGCAGAUUCAAACGUAUACAAAAAUUCAGUUUCUCUAAUUAUGCGACAUAAAGAUCAUCAGCGGUAUUUAGCUGAAUAAGAUUUAACUCCUUGAUCCUAAGUUCCUAACUGUAUUUUAGGUUGACAGACUGAAAGUGUAAGUAUCAAAAAACGAGUUACCUUGACCGCUUCUGGAAGUGAAUGCGGACAUUAAUUUGUUUUUUCAUACACGAAAGAACUGAGGGUAGUGUAGACAUCCUAACCCUUUAGUUAAUACAUUCUUCCCUUGUUCAGGUUUCUAUGUUUGUCUGAAGUUCUUUGGGAACCCUCAUCCUUUUUCCUCUUUUAGUUUAUUAAAAAUAUAUUGAACUGUUGACUGCAUGGUGUAAUUA